AUGGCAUCAGACGAAUUGAGAGCUGUCCUUCAAACGGUCAUAGACGACUUCAGAGGCUGGCCGCUGGCCCCGAUAAUGCACAACCCCUCCGAAGCUGAUCUUUCCUACGAAGACAUCUACUUCCCCUCCGACGACGGCGUCCCUUUAGAAGGCUGGUUCAUCCCCUGCGCAAACUCCAACAAGAUCAUAAUCGCCAACCAUCCACACUGGUUCAACCGUGCAGGCAUCCCCUCCCAUCUCGAACCCUGGAAUAAUCUCAUGCCCGGCAACGACUUUGAAGUUAAUUUCAUCCCUGACUACAAGAUCCUCCACGAUGGGGGGUAUAAUGUCCUUGUGUAUGAUCUUAGAAACCAUGGUUUGAGCGGACAGGGAAAUCAGGGUCUGUUUGGGUUCUUUGAAUGGAGGGAUGUGCUUGGAUCGUUGAAGUAUGUUCGUGGAAGAGAGGAUUUGAAGGAUAUGACUAUCGGACUAUUCAGUCGUUGCGCCGGCGCAAACGCGACAUUCUCAGCAAUGCGCCAUCGACCCGACACUUUUAAGGGUGUACGCUGCAUGGUAGCACCACAGCCAAUAUCCGCCAAAUCCUCCAUCGGAAAACUCGUCAAGACAAUGGGAGCACCGGAGUCAUUCAUGGAGGAAGCAGAUCGGAUGUUCUUCAUGAAGACUAGCUUCCACAUCAACCAGCUUGAUCCACCCAGCGAUGCGAAACAUACUAAUGUCCCGACGUUUUUGUACCAGGUGCGCGAUGAUCCUUGUACGACGCCGGCGGAUGUGCAGUCUGUUUAUGACAAUAUUCCUAUUGAGGAGAAGAAGAUCAAGUGGAUUGAAGGGACUGAGAAGAGGUGGGAUGGGUAUACGUAUUUCCAGAGGGAGCCGGAGCAGUUUUUGGAGUGGUAUGCAAAGUACAUGAACUAG
Fusarium coffeatum is the source of this 912-nucleotide messenger RNA. RefSeq lists its product as uncharacterized. The transcript has a single exon. NCBI's taxonomy places the organism in Eukaryota, Fungi, Ascomycota, Sordariomycetes, Hypocreales, Nectriaceae. The record is from RefSeq and is a predicted model, not a curated record. Bases 1 to 912 code for a protein of 303 amino acids.